Molecule: messenger RNA, 3551 nt
Organism: Dromiciops gliroides (monito del monte)
Lineage: Eukaryota; Metazoa; Chordata; Mammalia; Microbiotheria; Microbiotheriidae
Gene: FLRT1
Product: fibronectin leucine rich transmembrane protein 1
Molecular function (GO): protein binding
Source: RefSeq, a predicted model, not a curated record
CUCUCCCCACUGUCAUGCAAGAGCGCUCCCCUCGCCUGCACGGAUCUCCCGCUGCCAAGUCACUUUAAAGACACUGAAAAGGGAAAAAUCCGGGGAAGCCUCGGCAGUGGAGGUGGGUGGCCAGGAGGGGCCCCACAGGAGGAAGUUUGCUGAAGCCCCCUGCCCACGUCGGGCUUCAGGGAUGGGAGCCGACCCCUAGGGGAUGAGGGGCGGGGCCGGGGAGGACAGCACCUCGAGGAGACAGCACUGGGCCCACUCGGCGGCUGGCCUCCUUCAUCUCAGAUGGAUUCCCAAGCAAACCUUGUGCCCUGGAAGCCCCUGGAGAUGCUGCCCUAAAGCUGCCGCAGAGACAGCAGAGAAGGGCUCUGGGACCCCGGAACCAGCGUGGGCUCUGAAGCUGAGCUGCCCCAGCCUAGUCGUGUCCCCCAUUCAGGCUGAAGCCUGGGCUCCAGGGCUGGCACACGGGAGAAGCAGAGUGCCCAUCCAGCCUUCGGGAGGACCCUGGCAUGUGAAAACAGCUCAGGGGAGCUGUGGGCAGGCACCGAGGGGGUAGACCCGGCCCCUCGGCCUGCGGUCCCCAAGACUGAGCACCAUCCACCCACGGCAUCUCGGCCAAGCUCCCCCAGACUGAAGGUGUCAAGGACCCAGGGAACCUGGUGACAGCGCACUCCACCACCACCGCCACCACCACCCACCACCAUCACCGACGGCCGUGGGUCAUGACCACGGCCACCAUGGACCUACGGGACUGGCUAUUCCUCUGCUAUGGGCUGAUCGCCUUUCUGACGGAGGUCAUCGACAGUACCCUCGCCCCUACUGUGUGCCGCUGUGACAAUGGCUUCAUCUACUGCAACGACCGGGGCCUGACGUCCAUCCCGGCGGACAUCCCGGAUGACGCCACCACCCUGUACCUGCAGAACAACCAGAUCAAUAACGCGGGUAUCCCCCAGGACCUGAAGAGCAAGGUCAACGUGCAGGUGAUCUACCUCUAUGAGAACGACCUGGACGAGUUCCCCAUCAACCUUCCGCGCUCCCUGCGCGAGCUCCACCUGCAGGACAACAACGUCCGGACCAUCGCCAGAGAUUCGCUGGCCCGCAUCCCCCUCCUGGAGAAACUGCACCUGGAUGACAACUCGGUGUCGACGGUGAGCAUCGAGGACGACGCCUUUGCAGACAGCAAACAGCUGAAGCUGCUCUUCCUGUCCCGGAACCACUUAAGCAGCAUCCCGUCCGGGCUGCCCCGGACCCUGGAGGAGUUGCGCCUGGACGACAACCGCAUCUCCACCAUCCCGCUGCAUGCCUUCAAGGGCCUCGACAGCCUGAGGCGGCUGGUGCUGGACGGCAAUCUGCUGGCCAACCAGCGCAUCGCCGACGACACCUUCAGUCGGCUCCAGAACCUCACGGAACUGUCUCUGGUUCGGAACUCGCUGGCCGCCCCACCCCUCAACCUGCCGUGCUCCCUGCAGAAGCUCUACCUCCAGGACAACGCCAUCAGCCACAUCCCCUACAACACCCUGGCCAAGAUGCGCGAGCUGGAGCGGCUGGACCUCUCCAACAACAACCUCUCCUCCCUGCCGCGAGGCCUGUUCGAUGACCUGGAGAACCUCAGCCAGCUCCUGCUCAGGAACAACCCCUGGUUCUGUGGCUGCAACAUCAUGUGGCUCCGGGACUGGGUGAAGGCACGGGCGUCCGUGGUCAACGUUCGCGGACUGAUGUCUGGGCCCCGAAAAGUCCGCGGCAUGGCCAUCAAGGACAUCAGUGAGAUGGACGAGUGCUUCGAGACAGGAUCUCAGGCAAUGCGGCUGCCACGCUGCAAAACCACAGCCAGCAACCACGCAGCAUACACCCCACAGGGCUCGCUCUUUACCCUCAAAUCCAAGAGGCCGGGAAUCCGGCUCCCGGACUCCAAUAUUGACUACCCCAUGGCCACUGGGGACGGCACAAAGGCCCUGGUGAUCCAUGUGAAGCCGCUGACCGCAGACAGCAUCCGGAUCACCUGGAAGGCCACGCUGCCGGCCACCUCCUUCCGCCUCAGCUGGCUGCGGCUCGGACACAGCCCUGCCGUGGGCUCCAUUACCGAAACCCUCGUGCAAGGUGACAAGACGGAAUACCUACUGACGGCCCUGGAGCCCAAGUCCACCUACAUCAUCUUCAUGGUCACCAUGGAGACCGGCAACACCUACGUGGCCGACGAAACGCCAGUGUGCGCCAAGGCAGAGACGGCCGACAGCUACGGACCGACCACCACCCUCAACCGGGAGCAGAACGUGGACUCCAUGGUGGGCCUGCCUCUGGCGGGCAUCAUCGGCGGCGCCAUAGCGCUCAUCUUCCUCUUCCUGGUCCUCGGGGCCAUCUGUUGGUACGUCCAUCGGGCCGGUGAGCUCCUGACCCGCGAGAGGGCCUACAACCGGGGCAGCCGUAAGAAGGACGACUACAUGGAGUCUGGCACCAAGAAAGACAACUCGAUCCUGGAGAUCCGGGGGCCUGGGCUCCAGAUGCUGCCCAUCAACCCCCAUCGGGCCAAAGAGGAGUACGUGAUCCACACCAUUUUCCCUUCCAAUGGUACCAGCCUCUACAAGAGCACGCACACGAUCGGGUACGGCACCACCCGCGGCUACAGAGACGGUGGCAUCCCAGACAUAGAUUACUCCUACACAUGAUGGAGUCGCUCUCUCCCCUCCUUCCUUGGGCUUCCCGCUCUGACGCCCACCGCUUCUUUCCAUCUCCUCCUCGAGUGGAAACACAGCUUCCCACACCACUGGCUACAAUCUAAGGAAAAAGCCCCUACCAACACCACACAAAACUACUUUCAAGCCAGAUACAAGGGAGGGGGAAAUAUUUUAUAAAAACAAACACUGGAAAAUUUUGUUUGUUUGUUUUUUUAAUGAAAAUAAUAGGGCAAGGAAGAGAAAUUGAGGUCGGAUACCCGUAAUUUAUACGAAAAAUGCCAGAUGGGGUGGGGGGAGGGGUACAACCGGGAGGGAGACCAGGAGAGACCUCGAAAUAAAAAGGCAAGAAGUGUUCUUUUAGGGGACUGGAAAGAUACUACCUGUACCCCGUCCGUGUCAAUCUCAUGUUUUGUUCAGGGGUAGAGAUACAAAAGAACCGUACAAGUGGAAAAGCAAACAGGCUUUAAAAACGGAAGGGAAAAAAAAAAAUAAAGCCCGCGCCAGAGCGUUCUCUUCUCAGGCUGCCAACUGUUGGCAUUCGGGAGAUUUUUCAAGCUUCCUACAAAGGAGAAAAGAAAAGGGGAUGGCAAGGGGAGGGGGCAGAUACCAUCCCCCCCCAAAAAAAACCCUCUCUCCUUUACCGAUAAUCACUUCUUUGAUGGAUCUACAGAGAAACUGCCCGGUUUCCCCACAUUAUCUGAACAAUCUGUAGCUGAUUAAAGAAAGACUCGUUUUCUAUAUCGAACCUGAUUUGGUCCAUGCCCAGUGCACAGUGACAGCAGGACCAGCUUCCCAGGUCCAUUUAUAUCCGUAUGUAUCUAUCUAUAUGCACCUGUAGACUGACAGACAGGGAGAGAAGGGGGGAUAGAAGUCGAGGUGGUG